AUGGGAAAGCUUGCCCAUGGAGCCAUCAACACAACCGCCUCCGAAAUGAACAUUCACCGAUCCACUGUGGCGCGCGUCUGGAAGGACUUCCAUCGCGACGCCUUGAUGCCUUCACGCAAGGUAGGCCGUGUCGGUCGCACGCCCAUCUACACGCCCGGUGUCGUUGUAGCCAUGGUCCGCGAGUUGCCUCAGUCACUGCGCACCACCAUGCGAGAAAUCUCCGAAGCUAAGGGCAUUCCGCUGUCGACUCUCCACCGGCACCUAAAGGCUGGAACACUUCGCCGCCGCUCGACAAGGAUGAAGCCAAUGCUCAGCGACGACAACAGGGCGCAGUGCCUUGCAUGUUGCGACGACGCUGUCUUUGACGACAUGUGGGAUAUUCCAACGUCCCUGGUCAUGCUCCUGGCCGCCGUCGCGCGUCCCCGAUAUGACACCGAGCGUGGAACCUACUUCGACGGAAAGAUUGGCAUGUGGCCAAUUGUUGAGUAUCGACCAGCCCAACGCAACUCCCGCAAUCGGUCGGCUGGAACUAUCGUCGCAACGUUGGUCAACGUUGACGCUACGGCAAAAUUUCCUAUCUCGAACAAGCGCAUUGUGCUCCAGCACGACAAUGCAACUCCACGCGGCGGCGUCACCAACGAAGACCUUGUGAGCUCAUCAACGGACGGGUGGACCUUUGUUCACAAGUUGGUGAGUCGUUCGUUGGAUGAUGUCAUUCAUGCAACACUUACUGCGUUUGAGCUCAGCGGUGGCGAGACACUCGGAAAUGUGUUUCUUACCUUGCAGGCCGUGAUGCGCCUUGUUCUGGAGAACAAUGGCGGCAACUUCUUCCGCUUGCCGGAUUUGCGUAAGGAUGCGUUGCGUCGUGCCGGUGCACUCAUGUCCAACGUUUCCUGUCUUGUUGCGCUCUUGGCCUGA
Molecule: messenger RNA, 918 nt
Organism: Aphanomyces invadans
Lineage: Eukaryota; Oomycota; Saprolegniomycetes; Saprolegniales; Verrucalvaceae
Exons: 4
Coding region: 1-918 (305 amino acids)
Source: RefSeq, a predicted model, not a curated record